AUGGAAGAAUGGGAGAACGUCAUGAAUUGUGAAGAUGAAUCUAUGUUUGGGGACUGUGUGAAUCACUUUGAAUACACCUGUCGUUCAUGUCCUUUAUUAUUUGAAUAUGUGAAUAAUACUUGGAUUAUUCCAUACAAUACUUACUUUGUGAAGGCAUGGACAAACAAAGUUAUGCAUUUAGGGAAUACAACAACGAACAGGGUUGAGUUUGCUCAUUGGAACUUAAAGAAAGUAUUGGGAAACAGUAUGGGAGAUCUUUGUUCUUGUUGGGAUGCCAUUCAUAAUGUAAUUGUGUUGCAACAUAAUAAGAUCAAAGCGUCGUUCGAAAUUAGUCUGAAUCUUAUGAGUGAAGCUUAUAUAGGCAUAAAAUACAAAAAACUUGUUGGACGAGUAUCCAUAUAUGCUUUAGGACUAAUAGCUAAAGAAUUAGAACGAGUGAAUCUUGUAGGUCUCGAUACGGGAAGAUGUGGAUGCAUACUUAGACGGACGUACGGUGUCCCUUGUGCCUGUGAAUUAGCACGUUAUGGCCCUGGUAUGAUUCCUUUGCGUGAAUUUCAUGUGAUGUGGACAAGAUUGUCUAUUUCAGAUAUUGUAUCGAAUGAAUCACAGCCAGAGUUAUCCAUACAACAUGAGCUGACUAUGGUUGAAGAAAAAUUUAAGGAGGUUGAGAUUGGAGGUAAAGUGACAAUUAAACAAAAGUUACUUGACAUUGUUUGUCCUGCAAUGACAUCUAUGAUACCUCCAUUGCAUAAAGUUAAGACGAAGGGUGCACAAAAGAAAAAACUCCAAAGAACAGAGAGGUCUACAAAGCGUGAUCCCUCAUAUUUUGAGCAUGUAGACACAUUUCAGUCAACAAUUGAAUCUUCGUCAGCAAAAAACAAAUUGCAACUAAAGGAUAAACCUAGACAACGAAGGAGAGUACCUAUGAUAAAUCAAUUUCAUCCUAUUUGUCAACCAUACAUUCUCAAUAUUGUUGAUGUCGUUGCUGAUGGUCACUGUGGUUAUAGAUGCAUUGCUUCGUCAUUAGGGCUAGGGGAAGAUUCUUGGCCCACUAUACGAAAUGAUCUUUAUAAAGAACUGAGUCAGUGGCGUGAUGAAUAUGCGACACUAGUGGGAGGCUAUGAUAGAUUAGAACAACUGAGGAGGUCUUUGAUGGUGGACCCACAGUCAGCGGCUAAUGCAACCAAGUGGAUGACUAUACUAGACAUUGGGUAUGCAAUUGUUAAUCGCUAUAACAUCAUCCUAGUUUGUCUUUCACAUACUCAGAACUAUACGAUAUUCCCACUACGUACCAGACCGCCUUCUGAUGUUCAACUACAAGAUGGUUGUCCUUUGCCUAUGACAGAUGUGAUAUGCUCAACUAAUUGUUAUCCAGAGGCGCGAAUGUGGUCAUAUUCGUAUACAAAUAGGAUGCAAGCAUUUUCAGAAUUGAUGGGUGUUACUACCUCCUAUGUUGACAUAACGGAUUCAUGA
Vigna angularis (adzuki bean) is the source of this 1473-nucleotide messenger RNA. RefSeq lists its product as uncharacterized. Lineage: Eukaryota; Viridiplantae; Streptophyta; Magnoliopsida; Fabales; Fabaceae. The record is from RefSeq and is a predicted model, not a curated record. Bases 1 to 1473 code for a protein of 490 amino acids. The transcript has 4 exons.